AUGCGCCAGGGUGGGGGACGGAGCCUGCUCCAGAGCAGCAACGGCCCCAGCCUGGGCAACAGCGGGGCGGAGAACCGCGCGCUGACUCCCCACGCUGACCUGGACGAGAAGAUCCGGCUGAGGGACCCCUACGUGGCCCCCCUCAACGUGCUGCAGGUGCUGGCUCUGCAGAGCCUGCGGUCCUUCCACGAGGGCGGCGCCCUGCCCGACUACGCGCGCGACUACAACCCCUCAAACCCUGAGGUCAUCGACCUGCUGUCGCGGGACCCCAACCAGAAGAAGGAUGAGAAGCACCCCUUCCAGGCCGCCAUGGACGACUGCCUGCUCAUCUCCAUCAAGGGCAUCUCAGCGGGCAUGCAGAACACCGGAUGA
Molecule: messenger RNA, 372 nt
Organism: Monoraphidium neglectum
Lineage: Eukaryota; Viridiplantae; Chlorophyta; Chlorophyceae; Sphaeropleales; Selenastraceae
Product: Phosphoenolpyruvate carboxylase 1
Exons: 4
Coding region: 1-372 (123 amino acids)
Biological process (GO): carbon fixation; tricarboxylic acid cycle
Molecular function (GO): phosphoenolpyruvate carboxylase activity
Source: RefSeq, a predicted model, not a curated record